Messenger RNA from Capsella rubella, 798 nucleotides. RefSeq names its product zinc finger protein 4. Gene Ontology annotation, biological process: negative regulation of abscisic acid-activated signaling pathway. The record is from RefSeq and is a predicted model, not a curated record. NCBI's taxonomy places the organism in Eukaryota, Viridiplantae, Streptophyta, Magnoliopsida, Brassicales, Brassicaceae. The transcript has a single exon. The coding region runs from base 58 to 744 and encodes 228 amino acids.
UUGCUCGAGAGAAGAAAAUAGGUCUAAUAAGUCUUUUGUUCCCUUUAAUUUGAGCAUAUGGAACUCAACCUCUCCACGCCCACAUCAUGUUCCUCCAGCAGCAUCUCGUCAUCCUCGCAUCAUGAGAUCAUCCCAAGUACCACCAAGGGCCGGAAAAUGAAAGAGAAGGUGUCAGCCGCUGAGCCACCGAUGGAGACGACUCCUCGGCUAGAGUUCCGCUUCCUGUUCGACGAGAGUAUAAGAAACUCUGGUUUUGGAGAUGAGGCACAAGAAGGGACGAGGGCGGAGCCUAAAGCGAGGGUGUUUGCAUGCACCUUCUGCAAAAAAGAGUUCUCUACGUCGCAAGCCUUGGGAGGACAUCAAAACGCUCACAAGCAAGAGCGAUCACUGGCUAAAAGGCGUAAAGAGAUCGAAGUAAACUAUCCUGGACUCUCCUCCUUCUACAGCAACCAGUACCCCCCGCCAAGUGGCGUUUCCUACAACGGCAGCUCCUCCCACUAUGAUCUCGGGGUUCGUUACAAUCCUAACAUUGCUAAAACGUCUAAGCCCUAUCCUUUCAACAUCUUUAGAUGUCGACUUGGUUACAGAGGGCUUAAUAUCCCUCUGCUUUCUCACCUCUCCGUUCCAAAGUCUGACGAUUUGUCCACAAACUUGAUUGCAAACCUAGAGGGCAGCAUCAACGAAGACAUCAAAGAUGAUCAACCCGACACUGAUUCUGAUAUAGACUUGUCUCUCAAGCUAUAGAUUGCCUUUUUUUUCUUUUUCGGGAGGGUUAUAUUUUAGUAGUUUGUUUCUUGG